Messenger RNA from Vollenhovia emeryi, 3274 nucleotides. Its product is annotated as fatty acid synthase-like. The annotation marks the transcript as partial. The transcript has 4 exons. The record is from RefSeq and is a predicted model, not a curated record. Lineage: Eukaryota; Metazoa; Arthropoda; Insecta; Hymenoptera; Formicidae. Gene Ontology annotation, biological process: fatty acid biosynthetic process. Gene Ontology annotation, molecular function: fatty acid synthase activity.
GAUGAAGAGUUUCUUUCACUGUUACACGCAAUACACAAUAACAAUAUUCGCGGUCACAAAAUUCGUGGUUACGAGAUACUCGGCGUAGAUAGUAUGCGUGAAGUCACCGAGGUAGCGAGCUACAACGAGAGACGCCCGAUUUGGUUCGUAUUUUCCGGCAUGGGCACGCAAUGGUCAGGCAUGGGUCGUCAGUUGUUCGGCAUUGAAACUUUUCAACGCAGUUUGCAGCGAUGCGCUGGUGCAUUGACGCCCCACGGCAUCGACCUCAUGAAUAUUAUCGCGAAUGCCACGGACGAAACGUACGAGAACGUGUUGUAUCCCUUCGUGACUAUUACAGCUAUACAAGUUGCCCUAGUGGACAUCUUAACGUUGAUCGGCGUACAUCCGGAUGGUACAAUUGGACACUCCGUUGGAGAACUGGGUUGUGCUUAUGCUGACGGCGCAUUUACGCUGGAACAGACCGUUCUGGCAGCUUACUGUAGAGGCAAAGCGAUUGUAGAUUCCAAGUUGGAGCCGGGUGCCAUGGCAGCAGUUGGUUUGAGCUGGGAGGAGGCCAAAAAGAUGUGCCCGCCCGAUAUCGUUCCAGCUUGUCACAACGCCGCCAACUCUGUCACUAUUUCCGGUCCGAUUGACUCCAUGCACAAGUUCGUACAAAUGCUGAGGAGCAAAGAUAUCUUCGUCAGGAUGGUAAAAAGUUCCGGCUUCGCCUUCCACAGUAAAUAUAUCGACUCGGCCGGGCCCAAAUUACGCGCGUCACUCGAGAAGAUCAUACCGAGCCCGAAGCAGAGAUCAGCCAGAUGGAUCUCUAGCUCUAUACCUGAGGCCGCAUGGGGUGGUCCGCUUGCUCAGCUCAGCUCCGCCGCGUAUCACGUGAACAAUUUGUUAUCUCCUGUACUCUUUCAGGAAGCGCUUGCACAUAUUCCGGAGAACGCGAUAACGAUCGAGAUUGCGCCGCAUUGUUUACUGCAGGCAAUCUUGCGCAGAUCGUUGCCACCAACUGUGACCAAUAUCGGCCUGCAAAAGCGAAAACAUUCGGACAAUCUCACUUUUCUACUGUCUAACGUGGGCAAACUGUACAUGGCCGGUGCACAACCUGACAUUUCUAAAUUGUAUCCGUCGGCGAGCUUCCCCGUCGGUCGCGGGACACCGAUGAUCGGGUCUCUCGUCAGGUGGGAUCACUCUGCCGCGUGGGAUGUGGCUGAUUUCCAACAAGUAUCAGAACGUUCGGAAGAGUGUAACGUCCAGAUAGAUCUGUCGAAAGAAACGGACGCGUAUCUAGCAGGGCACCGGAUAGACGGACAAAUUCUUUUUCCAGCCACUGCUUAUUUGCUGCUGGUAUGGAAAACUUUGGCGAAAUUGCGUGGCGUUGACUUCGAACGAUUGCCUGUGGUGUUCGAGAAUGUGCAGUUGCAGCGGGCGACCAUUAUGCCGAAGGAAGGAGCGGUGAAGUUCUCGAUAACCAUCUUCAAGGGAACGGGAGACUUUGAGAUCUACGAGACCGGUACGAUCAUCGUCAGCGGAAAUAUACGUGUCUCCGAGAGUAUCGAGAAAGAUCAGAUGAAGCUGCCGCCGCCGCCGACACCUCCUACCAGUAAGGAGAUUUUACCGUUGAACACCAAUGACAUUUACAAGGAACUAAGGUUGCGCGGAUACGUGUAUCGCGAUGUCUUCCGAGGAAUCAAAUCCUGCGAUAACUACGGCAUCGCCGGCGAGCUUUACUGGUUUAAUCAAUGGGCACCGUACAUAAACAGCAUGCUUCAGUUAACUGUCGUGUCUACCAUCCAUAAGCUAAUGUAUAUACCGUCGCGCCUUGAGUAUGUCGCAAUCGAUCCUGUUCUUCAUAAACGACUGGUGGAAAAAUUACCAGAGAACGGUGCAUUGCCGGUGUAUCACUACAAGAACAUCAAUAUCGUUAAAUCGGGUGGUAUCGAAGUCAGAGGAACGAAAUUUUUGUUGCCGUCUCGGCGACAGCGCACACAAGCUGAUCCUAAAUACGAGCAGUACACUUUCGUGCCCAAUGAACAUUCGCACGGUCUAUUAAAGGACGCAACGAGAGGAAGAGUGCACGCACUCGCCGUACUCUUGCAGAUCAUGUGCGAAAACGUGAAGACAGUGAGAUUAACGUUCGUGGAAAUUGCAGGCCAACGAGCUGCAGAAGCUCUAUUGGCGCCGCUUAUUAUCGAAAGUGUCAAUAACGAACAAGAAUUUAUUAUUAACUUACAAAUCAUUGCAGUCUCUGCUGAUAAUUACACGGCGAGCUUGAGUAAAAUGAACGUGAACGCUGACGUCGUAACGCAAGAUGUGAACGAGACACCUCUCAUUCACGAAGCACACCUUGUUAUAGCAGCGGACGUUUUGUCCAAUCAAUCUUAUACCGUUCUCAAAAAUUUGGCUGCUGCCUUAAAACCUGGUUGUUUCAUUCUUCUGGAGGAGACCGCUGCGCGACUGGAUUUGGAAACCGCAUUGAAAGAUACUGACUUAACAUUAGCUAGUAGACAAACCGAUCCUGUAGGAAAGACUUACUUGUUGUUGAAGAAACGGCAGAAAGGGAGAAAAUCGACAGUAAUUCAUAUCACAGAGAAAAAUCUAUCGUGGCUGGAAGAUGUGAAAGCAGCAUUGAAGGAAUCUGUCAGCAAAGAUCAAGAAGUGCUCCUUGUAUCACAGGGCGAAGAAACGCUUGGCUUGGUCGGGCUCAUGGCUUGUAUACAACUCGAGAUAGGCGACGCAUAUGCGCGUUAUGUCUUUAUCCAGGACAAGAACGCUCCCAAGUUCGGCUUAUCCGCGCAGUUUUACUCGGAGCAAUUAAAUAAAGGAUUGACGGCAAACGUCCUGAAAGGAGGGCAAUGGGGCAGUUACCGAUACUUGCCGUUGGAUGAACAAAGCAACGUGUCUUCCCUUCAGGUGGAGCACGCCUAUGUGAAUACAUUGGCAAGGGGAGAUCUCAGCAGCUUGAGGUGGAUCGAAAGCCCGCUACGUUACUACCAUCCUAACAAUUUUCCAAAAACGAAACUUUGCAGCGUAUACUAUGCUCCGUUGAACUUCAGGGAUAUCAUGUUGGCGAGUGGCAAAUUGCCACCGGACGCUCUGCCAAGGAAUUUGGCCACGGAAGAGUGUAUACUGGGACUUGAGUUUUCCGGAAGAGACACGGACGGCUGUCGCGUAAUGGGCAUUGUCGAAGCUAAGGGAUUGGCUACCACAGUAGUCGCGGAUCUUGAUUUCCUCUGGGAGGUACCGGACAGAUGGACACUGGAACAAGCAGCAACGAUACCUGUCG